UUCAAACCUUUGAAAAUCUAUUUACGAUUUCCAAUACUCCUUUUCCAUGUAAGACCAUAGAAUAACGGAAAGCCUAAUCUCUUUCCCUCCCUCCUCUCUCUCUCUCUCUCCCUCUCCGAUUCGGAUCCUCCAAAACCUAACAACUGUAAUGAGAUGGAACUUCACGGAUCACGGAAAUCCUAAUUUUCUGUUUGGUUCGGGGGAUUCUUGUAAAUGCUCUUGUAUGAAGCCUCCUUGGCUUGGUUCCGUUUUUUUUUCUGAUGAACUAUGCCUGUCUCUAGUUUUCCUAAUUCAAUAAUGGACAUUACGGAGGUUGAAGAAAACUUAUUUGCAGCAAGUGAUGCCAAGCUACAUGGAGAAAUGUGCAAGACACUCUCUGCAAUUUAUUGCAAAGUAAUAUCAAUCUUCCCUUCCUUGGAAGCAGCACGGCCUAGGAGCAAAUCUGGUAUUCAGGGAUUAUGUUCAUUGCAUGUGGCGCUUGAGAAGGCGAAAUAUGUUCUUCAACACUGCUCAGAAUGCAGUAAACUUUACUUGGCUAUAACUGGGGAUUCUGUUCUUUUAAAGUUUGAGAAGGCAAGAUGUGCACUUGUAGAGAGUCUCAGGCGUGUUGAUGAUAUUGUUCCACAGUCAAUUGGUUCUCAGAUAUUGGAGAUUGUGAGUGAGCUUGAGGAGACUGUGUUCUCACUUGACCUGUUAGAGAAGCAAGUUGGUGAUGACAUAAUUGCAUUGCUCCAGCAGGGGAAAAAAUUUAACAACAGUAAUGAUAGUGAUGAGCUAGAAUGUUUUCACCAGGCUGCUACUAAACUUGGAAUAACCUCUUCCAGAGCAGCUCUUACUGAGAGAAGAGCUCUCAAGAAACUCAUAGAAAGAGCUCGUGCAGAGGAAGACAAGAGAAAGGAAUCAAUUGUGGCUUAUCUUUUACAUCUCAUGAGAAAGUACUCCAAAUUAUUUAGAAGUGAGAUCUCUGAUGACAAUGAUUCACAGGGUUCUACUCCUUGUUCACCCACUGUUCAGGGUUCUCUUGAGGAUGCUGGACAUGGUGGCAAUGGUCAAGCCUUUGAACGGCACCUGUCAAAACUUAAUUCAUUUAAUUUCAAGCAAAACAAUAGGAGAUCAGGGCAGAUGCCGCCUGAAGAACUGAGGUGUCCAAUAUCUUUGCAGCUUAUGCAUGAUCCAGUCAUCAUUUCGUCGGGGCAAACAUAUGAAAGGAUCUGCAUUGAGAAAUGGUUCAGUGAUGGGCAUAACACCUGCCCAAAGACUCAACAGAAGCUCUCUCAUCUCUCGUUGACUCCUAAUUACUGUGUUAAAGGUCUCAUUGCUAGUUGGUGUGAACAGAAUGGAGUUUCUGUUCCUGAUGGCCCUCCGGAGUCUCUUGACCUCAACUAUUGGAGGCUGGCAUUGUCUGAGUCUGAGUCUGCAAAGUCGAGAUCUGUGGACAGUGUUGGCUCUUGCAAGUUGAAGGGGGUUAAGGUUGUACCUGUAGAGGAGAGUGGUAUCAUAGAGGAGGCUGAAGGAAAUGAAACAGAAAGUUUGUCUCCUAAGCCAGAAGAAUCUGAGCUUGGUGUGUUGGACAGUUACCAGAAUUUUCUGUCUGUCUUGGAUGGGGGGGAAGAUUUAAGGAAAAAGUGCAAAGUGGUGGAGCAAAUAAGGUUGUUGCUGAAGGAUGAUGAGGAGGCUAGGAUCUUUAUGGGGGCCAAUGGGUUUGUGGAAGCUCUUAUGCGAUUUCUAGACUCAGCUGUGCAUGAAGGGAAUGUAAUGGCUCAGGAAAGUGGGGCCAUGGCUCUCUUCAACCUAGCUGUCAACAAUAGCAGAAACAAGGAAAUGAUGUUAGCAGCAGGAGUAAUUUCAUUGUUGGAGGAGAUGAUCUCCAACCCCAAUUCCCAUGGAUCUGCCACGGCACUCUAUCUGAAUCUGUCCCUCCUUGAAGAAGCCAAGCCUAUCAUUGGGUCAAGUAAGGCAGUCCCUUUCUUAGCCCGGGUCCUUCGAGGUAAUCCUGAACCCCAGUGCAAGCUUGAUGCCCUCCAUGCUCUCUAUAAUCUCUCUACUCUCGCCUCCAAUAUUCCGAACCUUCUUUCAGCCGGCAUCAUCAAGGGCCUCCAACCCCUUCUUGCGGCCUCUGGUGACCACAUUUGGAUGGAAAAAGUCAUAGCUGUCCUUAUAAACUUGGCUUCAAGUCAGUCAGGAAAGGAUGAAAUGAUAUCAACACCUGGCCUUAUUAGUGGACUAGCAACAAUGUUGGACAUUGGUGAAUCUAUCGAGCAGGAGCAAGCUGCCUCAUGUCUCUUACUUUUGUGUCAUGGAAAUGAGAAAUGCAGCCAAAUGGUUCUACAAGAAGGGGUAAUACCUGCAUUGGUGUCAAUCUCAGUUAAUGGGACCUCAAGAGGAAAAGAGAAGGCUCAGAAAAUUUUGAUGCUGUUCCGGGAGCAGCGACAGCGAGACCAACCACCAGUUGAGACGCAGCAGCUAGCUGAAAGUAGUAAUAUGCCCAUGCCUACUGCAGAAUCAAAGCCACCAUGUAAAUCAAUGUCUAGAAGAAAAAUGGGGAGAGCUUUUAGCUUCUUAUGGAAAAGCAAGAGCUACUCGGUUUAUCAAUGUUAGGUUGUCAGUGCUGUGUAAAUUUCUGUUGCAUCAUCUUUUUCAUUUCUUCUGUCCUGUUCCCACUUCCCAUGGGCAUCACUUAUUUUGUUUUCACAGAGAAGAGAUGUACAGGCCCCUGUAAUUUAUGAAUUUUUUGUCUCUCUUCUCUUUUUCCACUUUUGGGUAGGAAUACGUGUAUUAUGUAUGUCAAUUUAAGCUUUAGAUUCUCGGUUGAAAA
This is a messenger RNA of Alnus glutinosa, 2815 nucleotides long. RefSeq names its product U-box domain-containing protein 6-like. Gene Ontology annotation, molecular function: protein binding; ubiquitin-protein transferase activity. NCBI's taxonomy places the organism in Eukaryota, Viridiplantae, Streptophyta, Magnoliopsida, Fagales, Betulaceae. Gene Ontology annotation, cellular component: nucleus; cytoplasm. The coding region runs from base 268 to 2598 and encodes 776 amino acids. Gene Ontology annotation, biological process: protein ubiquitination. The transcript has 6 exons. The record is from RefSeq and is a predicted model, not a curated record.